UACAUAAGCUGCUGGAAGUUGACCUGGAACUGGUUUUUGUUAUAAGCAUGCCGAUGAUGUGAUGCAAGGUCUUUAAAAAAUGUACUCAUCUUAAUUAAAGGUAAUUUUUAGGGAUGUAAGCAAAGCAUGCUUCGUCCUCGAUGUUCGAAGGAUUCGAAGCUUUGAUCUUAGCUCCUCGUAGGUGAAAGAAGGUGCGGCGCGUCACGGUUUUAAAAUAAAACCUAAAUCUUUAUAGAAACCUCGAUCCUCCUCCUCCCAACUCUCUCGAACGCACUCACACAGAGGCAAACCCAUGCCCACCUAAAACAAUCCCAUCGGCGUAUGCGUGUGUGUGUGUUUUGGUGUGAGUGAGUGAGUGCACGAGAAAGAAACUCUCCGGCAGUUUGUUCUCGUACCUGUUUGUACUCUCAGGUAACAUGGCUUCGCGCAUCGCGGCCUUUUCACAUCACAGAAAACAAUAAAAAAAAAAGAAUAAUCAAAGGAUUCAAAGCGCAGGUGAAACUAUACAAAAAAAGAAAUAAAAAUAAAAGAAGGGCAACCGAAAAAUCGUCAGAAAAUUACGUAAAAGGUUCGGACCUUCUUCAAGAGUGCAUGCAUAGAACUCCUCCAAUCGCUCUUCAGUUUUCCGCGUGCCGAAGGUGGAAAAAGGGGUGAUCGAGGAGGAGAGAGUCAGUUAGUGAUUUGUGGGUAGUUACGCGGCCAUCCAGUUCGGAUCAAGUUUUGUUUCUUCUUCUUUUUUACUUCUUCUUCGGAAAUACUUUUACUGUGCAUUGGAAUUCCGAUGUUGGGAUUUAAAUUCGGCGCAUCCACCGAAGACACGCACUGAUCGUACCAGAUUCCAUCGAAUAUCUGUGAGGAUAUCGGGGUCAUCGGGAUCGAGUUCGCCUUGUCCGAGAACUUUCAUUGGCGAAGAAAAUGCAGCUUUGAGACUUAAGUAUCUAUGAAGCAAGGAUGGCUGACACCGGAUGAGCGGAGGGGGCGGUGGUGGUGGUGCGUUGAGGGCGGCCGCAAGUAGCGGAGACGCGACAUCUUGCGCCCGUCUUUUGGGGAACGCGAGAUCUGUCCGAUUCACGAGAGAUGAGCUUGGAAGGUCGGCCCUGCACCUUGCGGCCAGUGCAGGCCACGGACCCGUCAUCCGUCUGCUGCUCAAUGUGGCCGCCCCCCGGGAGGUCGACAGUCCCGACGGCGCCGGAUGCACGCCGUUGCAAAGGGCUGCCGCCGAUGGACACGAGGAAGUCGUUAAGAUGCUUUUGGCGCGCGGCGCCGACGUCGACAAACAGGAUAGCGUUCAUGGGAAUAGUGCCAUGCAUGAAGCGGCUUGGAAGGGUUACAGCCGUACAGUAUCCCUUCUAGCAACCGCCAAAGCGAACCUGCAGAAGUGCAACACGGGCGGUUUCACGGCGCUGCACCUAUGCUGCCAGAACGGCCAUAACCAGUCGUGCAGGGAGCUGCUGCUUGCAGGUUGCGAUCCGGACCUGCAGAACAACUACGGUGACACCGCUCUCCACACGGCCGCGCGCUACGGCCACGCCGGAGUCACCCGCAUCCUUAUCUCCGCGCAGUGCCGUGUCUCCGAACAAAACAAGAAUGGAGACACGGCGUUGCACAUUUCUGCUGCGAUGGGCAGAAGGAAGCUGACAAGGAUCCUGCUGGAGGCGGGCUGUGAUCGAGCCGUCCGCAACAAACAAAACGAAACUGCCAAAGAUAUCGCCCUGCGGAAGGACCUGAACGAGAUCCUGCAGAUACUGGACGAUUGUCCCGCCUCUAAGAAGGAGAAGAAGUCGCGCGGAAAGAAACGCGGCAAGAGCAAAGUGAGGUUCGAUCCAGAGGUGCCGGAUGACCUGGAGAAAUCAAGACAUUGGUCACCCUACGGAUGUCACUACUAUCCGGAUCCGGAGGCGUUUCCGUCGCCGCGCUUGGACAGCUUACCUCACGAGCCCUUGAAAAGGGGCGAGCAGUAUUAUUUAGAUUUAGGGGGAAACAUCAGGAAGGGUCCCGUCGGCGUCGGAUACACUUGUUACUGCGCCCCGCUCUUCAGGCAUUUAGAGGCCAAAUUGGAGAAGGAUAAGCGAGAGCUGCAUAAAGCACAGGUCAAGCUGGGUCAGAGAGUCGCAGGACUUGAGCAGAAGCUCAGCAGAGGUGUACAUGAAAGACGUUCCGAACGCGUUCAUCCCCACAAUAGGGAGGUAGAAGUCUCCACUCUCACCAGAUCUAGGAGUCUGGAAGUUCUAGAUACUCACAGGAAAUCCACAUUACUCACGGCAAGGAGCAUGGAUGAAUUGGAGGGUGACGAUGAACCAAGGAAGUCGGUGAAGGAAUUGGUGGCAAAGAUCCAGCAGCAGCAGGUGGACGAUGCAAAGAAUGACAGCGAGAGCAGCGACGACGAGGAUAAGCCUCUCAGGUUGCCCCAAGGUUUAGGCCCGAUGGGCGAAUCGAACUUGGUGAGUUACGAAAAUGUCCCGUUGGAAGCCCCCAGGAGUAGAAGUGGUGUUUACAGUCCAGAGAAUAUGCGGUACAUCGAGCCCAUCGUGAAGAUCCAAGAGAACUUCUCCAGCUCGACACCGCAUCUGGACACCUUCGAGAAUCGUCUGGACGUGGGCCGCUUGGAGAGCUCCACGUCUCGUCUGGAGCUGACCAGGUUCUACGAUCCGAAAUUCUGCGAGCAGAAUGUGCGCUACAUGGACUCGAAUCCGAAAUACAGUGACCUGAACACGAGAUUUGCGAAGCUUAGGAUGCUCGAUCCGUCGAAGGAGGGCACCUCGCGUCUCCUCGACUCCAACAAGAUGUUCGAGAGCACAACGAGGAUGUUGGAAAACCCGCAGGACAUCGUCGACAGAGAUACGAACAACGAUUCCGGUUACAGCACCAAAGUUUACGGCAGCUCGAAGGGAAACUCGCCCAGUCUCUCAGGACAAUUGGACGCUGAAUGCAUCGGUGCUUCGAGUUUAGUGUAAUGAAAGAAGUUUUUAUUCGCGAUGAUUCAUGCGGAUUGAAGGAACUCGUGCGCAUUCGUGCAAUGAAAAACAUAAACUUUGUUACCUACAUUUGUAAAGUUUUAUUUUUAUUUUAUUUUCUAAACAAACAAAAAACUACAAGUAAAUACUAAAUCGAAACUAUUUGUUAAUAGAUUAAAAUAUAUAAUAUAUAAAGAAGAUAUUUAAAUGAAUGACGAGG
Nicrophorus vespilloides is the source of this 3174-nucleotide messenger RNA. RefSeq names its product ankyrin repeat domain-containing protein 6 (gene dgo). Gene Ontology annotation, molecular function: protein binding. Gene Ontology annotation, cellular component: cytoplasm. Bases 966 to 2954 code for a protein of 662 amino acids. Lineage: Eukaryota; Metazoa; Arthropoda; Insecta; Coleoptera; Silphidae. The record is from RefSeq and is a predicted model, not a curated record. The transcript has 5 exons. Gene Ontology annotation, biological process: innate immune response.